AUGAAGGUUAUUGAAGCUAAAAUUGUAGUUUUAGGAUCACAAGGUGUUGGCAAGACGUCGCUGGUGGUGCGGUACAUAGGCAAAAUGUUCUCGAAACACAUAUCUCCCACCAUAGGGGCGUCAUUCUUCACCUGCAAUAUUAACUUGGACAAUGCUAGGGUUAAAUUACAGGUAUGGGACACAGCAGGUCAAGAGCGCUUUCGCUCCAUGGCCCCAAUGUACUACCGUAACGCGAAUGCUGCGCUGCUAGUCUUCGAUAUCACCAGCGUCAGUAGCUUCACAGCUAUCAAAGGCUGGGUCAAAGAAUUACAAAGUAAUGUCCCCGAAGCCAUGGUGUUAUCGGUGGUGGGGAACAAGAGUGACUUGGAGCAGUAUAGAGCGGUGACCGUCUCCGAGGCAACGCAGUUCGCAGCCUCCAUUGGAGCGCAUUACUGUGAGACAUCUGCGUUGCACGAUCAGCAAGGCAUAGACCAAGUAUUCCUGAACACAGCGUCGGCCCUCCUCAGGCUGUCCUCCUCCAACACGAUGUCCUCACUGAGGGCCUAUGACAGCUCCGACGGCGACGACAAAAUACCUACAGGAUGUCCAACCGAGGAAGACGCGACCCACACCGGCAAGGUGGAAUUACCUUCCUGGAGUAUCGACAAUAUAGCACAUGGAGAUGUCCAGAAAAAUUGUUGCUGA
Molecule: messenger RNA, 684 nt
Organism: Arctia plantaginis
Lineage: Eukaryota; Metazoa; Arthropoda; Insecta; Lepidoptera; Erebidae
Source: the annotation of a GenBank genome assembly